UGUGACUAUCAUUAUCUUGUGUUGUGCACCUUUCUACCGUAGCUCCUCUCUGUGCUGCCACGUUUCCUCCAUCUGCUUCACCCCUUUUUCCCCAUUGGCAAUUAGAUCUAGACACAACUUACAAGAGGAUCAGAAAAUCUUAGAAGGAUGGAGAGGCAUUUCGUGUUAGUUCAUGGAGCUAUGCAUGGAGCAUGGUGUUGGUACAAGGUCGCCACUUUGCUUCAGUCAGUGGGCCAUAAGGUGACAUCUCUAGACAUGGCUGCUUCUGGGAUCCAUCCCAAGCAAGCCAGUGAGGUCAACUCUUUCCGAGAAUACGUUGAGCCAUUAACACAGUUCAUGAAGGCUCUUCCCUCGCACGAGAGCGUGAUCCUUGUCGGUCACAGCGCAGGUGGGGGCUGCAUCUCUGUUGCAAUGGAGCAAUUCCCUGAAAAGGUCUCUGUUGCUGUUUUCGUUGCUGCACUCAUGCCAGGUCCAAAUAUCACCUUUGCUGCUCUAAGUAAAGAGUUUAUUCAACAACUGGGGAAAGCGCCUAGCAAUGAAAAAGCAGAUAAAAAGUUGUCAAGCACAGAAGCAUUCACAUGGCAUGACCUAUCGGGACCCUACAAUCAGCUCUCUCCACCAGAGGAUGUAAUGCUUUCGAAAUCAUCGAUGAGACCCAUCCCCAGUUUCAAUGACUAUGAAUUGUUUGAUAAACAAACCACAUUCACGAAAGAGAAUUUUGGGAAAGUGAGAAGAGUUUAUAUAAUGGGCGACCAAGAUAUGACGAUGAAGGAAGAUUUUCAGAAGUGGAUGAUUGAACUGCAUCCUCCAAAUGAGUUUAAGAAGAUAGAUGGUUCUGAUCACUUUUUGAUGUUUUCCACACCAAUUCAGCUAUUUUCAUGCCUCCAAGAUAUAUCGCACAAGUAUUAUUAAAUGACUAUGCUAU
Arachis ipaensis is the source of this 925-nucleotide messenger RNA. Lineage: Eukaryota; Viridiplantae; Streptophyta; Magnoliopsida; Fabales; Fabaceae. The record is from RefSeq and is a predicted model, not a curated record.